Oryza sativa Japonica Group (Japanese rice) is the source of this 933-nucleotide messenger RNA. NCBI's taxonomy places the organism in Eukaryota, Viridiplantae, Streptophyta, Magnoliopsida, Poales, Poaceae. The record is from RefSeq and is a predicted model, not a curated record.
UUGCUUCCAAGUUCCAAUCAUCGACAUGGGUGAAGUUAGUCUCUUCAUUACGCUAUUGUGCACCCUAAUGUCUGCGCACUACAUAGCCGGAAGUCAGGUUAAUUAUUUGAAGGACAAUGGUUUACCUUUACUUCAUGUGGAUCCGUCGUCCGCUGCGAUCGUGAACAAAUCUACCAAAACUCAGCAACCCGAUGAAGGAGCCUAUUAUGUCUUUAAUGCAGGAUACGAGAUGAACUCACAAUACUAUUACGGAAUAGAAGUAACUACUGAUGUAUAUGGUCUUUCCUUAGAUGGAGAGCAAAAUAGUGGAAUUUUGGUUUCAAUUGCCAACAAGGGAGAUGAUCAAUCCAGUACCAAUGCACUUGUUAUCGGAUGGCAUGUUUAUCCAAGGUUAAAUGGUGAUGCACACGCUCAUUUCUUUGUCCGCUGGACGAUUGAUGGAUAUCGGAAGACAGGCUGCUACAAUUUAGACUGCCCUGGUUAUGUACCUGAAGCAGGUAUAAGUAUAGUUCCAGGAGUUGCCAUUGAUACAGUCUCAGAGCCUGGAGGAAUAAAACAUAUUAUCAUCUUCAAAAUUUUCAAGGAUGGUGCCGGAGAUUGGUUACUACACUGCGGAUGGGACUCAGAACCAUACCUAAUUGGGCGUUUUCCUGCAUCCUUAUUCACCACCCUACGUAACAAAGCUAAUUACAUGAAGGUCGCUGGUUAUGCGGUGGCUCGAACGACCCAUUUGGCUCCAAUGGGAAGUGGGUAUCUUCCAAAUAAUCCAAAAGCUGCAUCAUUCAGCAACGUGCAACUUAUUGAUCAAGAUGGCCAAACAUCCAAGAUUCCACAAGAUCUACCUGCCACUCAGACUUUCCCAUCCAUCUAUUCUGUAUCUCCAAUCAAUUUUGAGGGUAAAUUCACAUAUGGUGGGCCGUUAGAAUAAGAAAC